Messenger RNA from Haliotis rufescens (red abalone), 1833 nucleotides. RefSeq lists its product as uncharacterized. The coding region runs from base 298 to 1818 and encodes 506 amino acids. Gene Ontology annotation, biological process: DNA integration; DNA recombination. The transcript has 4 exons. Gene Ontology annotation, molecular function: DNA binding. Lineage: Eukaryota; Metazoa; Mollusca; Gastropoda; Lepetellida; Haliotidae. The record is from RefSeq and is a predicted model, not a curated record.
UUACUAUGGGGUAAAUACGGUAACGAAUGUGAUUUGAAGAAGGCUGUGCACGUGAAAGCGGUGGCGUCACGUGCUUAAGGUGCAGAGGAGAGGGCAAGAAACACCACUCGAGGCCUUCGCGUCACACAGGCGAGCUGUUGUCUUCUUUGUUCGGAAUGGAUUCACCACAGCAGGAAAAUCUUGACUCCGUUGAAGAACUACACAUUCCUGGUCAACCUAACAAAGCACAGGAUUCUGUUGAAGGACUUGCAGACAGAUCUACAGCCGGUUGGGCAGUAGUCUCGGAGUUGGAAGGGGAUGAGUUGGCUUCAAACUCGGAUGAAGAGAGACGUUUCGAGAGAGCAGAAAGUAAGGCACAGCGCAGAAAGCGCCCUACUUCUUUCAAUUCCCGUGGUAGAGGUUAUAGUCCUUAUCCUUCUGCAACUUUCCCCAAUCCUAACAGCGAAUUACCCAAACAGGCCCCUCAGGUUCAGCAGAACCAGCCCUUUCGUUUUCAACCCAGGAAAACACCACUUCCAAACCAACAAUGCUACUUUUGCGGAGCCUUUGGGCACUGGAGAGCCACAUGUCCCCUUGCAGCCGCCCAGAGGUCAUCACAGUCAAGUAAUUUCAACCCACCACAAGGACUUCAGCCUACAGAGGCCUGCAAAAAGCAGUGAUUAUUCAGGGGAUCAGAACUCAAGCAGAAGUAUUAAAAGAAAAACUAACAUGGAUUUGCCACAGGUCUCCCGUUCAAUAUCAGAACAGCCUAGUAGUAGGUCACAGCUUGAUGUUUCACCCAUAGACAAAGUCAAACCUGAAACCAGAGACAUGUUCUCCUCCGGUAUCUGGAAGCUGAAGAACAAUUUAGUUCAUACAGACCUUAUUGAUCUAGCAGGACAUAUGCCAGAUUUAGUUCUCAAGUCUAAGGCCCCAGCGACAGUCUAUAAGUAUGAAAGAUCUUAUAAUAGUUGGAAAAAAUGGAGUUCAAAAUUUAAGGAGAUUACAUGUUUGCCUGCUCAUCCAUUUCAUGUUGCUUUGUAUCUUACAUCACUUGUUCAGGGAGGUAAGAAAGCUCCAUCUGUCAUGGAAGCUAUUUACGGUAUUAGUUGGGCGCACAAGCUUGCAUGUCUGCCAGAUCCUUGUAAACAUGAUUUGAUUGUGAACAUCAGAGAAGCGGCAUUAAGAACGUGUAGUACUCCAGUCAAGAAAAAAGAACCUGUUACUUGUGACACGUUAAAGAAAUUGGUUAGUAUAUCUGGGAAAACUCCCUCUCUACUUGAUUUAAGGUUUUUAACAAUGUCACUUUUAUCUUUUGCUGGGUUUUUCAGAUUUUCUGAAGUAGUGAAUAUCAGACGGUCAAACAUUAAAUUCAAGGAUGGCUUCAUGAGUAUUUUUGUUGAGAACAGUAAAACUGACGUUUAUAGGGAUGGGCGUCAUGUUUUGAUCGCUGCUACAGGCUCAGAUCUAUGUCCAGUAAAUAUGCUAAACAGGUACCUGAUUGCUGGAAAUGUUGCUGAAACUUCCAAUGAAUAUAUUUUUCGUCAACUUUCCUUCUGUAAAUCUGUACAAAAGUAUGUACUUAAAGGUCAGAAACCUUUAUCAUAUACCAGAGCGAGGGAAAUCUUUAUUGAGAAAUUCAAACUAAUUGGUGAAGAUGUCAAAAAAGUGGGUCUUCACAGUUUUCGGUCAGGAGGGGCGACUGCUGCAGCUAACGCCGGAGUAACAGACAGACUGUUCAAGAGACACGGACGCUGGGCGUCAGAUAAGGCCAAAGACGGUUAUAUCAAAGACAAUGUUUCUGAACUGUUGAGUGUGUCAUCAAUGUUGGGAUUGUAAAUAAGUCGAAAUAAA